This is a messenger RNA of Acanthochromis polyacanthus (spiny chromis), 3988 nucleotides long. RefSeq names its product zinc finger and SCAN domain-containing protein 31-like. Bases 2127 to 3476 code for a protein of 449 amino acids. Gene Ontology annotation, cellular component: nucleus. The transcript is spliced from 4 exons. The record is from RefSeq and is a predicted model, not a curated record. Lineage: Eukaryota; Metazoa; Chordata; Actinopteri; Pomacentridae. Gene Ontology annotation, molecular function: RNA polymerase II cis-regulatory region sequence-specific DNA binding; DNA-binding transcription activator activity, RNA polymerase II-specific. Gene Ontology annotation, biological process: regulation of transcription by RNA polymerase II.
CAUGACGUGUCGGUGCUCUGACAGACGUCAUCCGCAGGAGGAGCUGUUGAGCUAAGAUGCUAACAUUAGCAUCCCUGUAAUAUGUACAUGAGAUAAAUACACUGCCUGGCCAAAAUAAAAGUCACCCCCUGGAUUUAGCUAAGCAGAUAGGUAAGAGCCUUCCCGUGGAUGACUACUGCAUGAGAACCGAGGUAUUUAAUGAGCUUCUCAUUUCUGAAACAUGUCCAAAGACGUCUGCUGUGGUCGGGGAAAAGACGUGAAUCAGUUUCAGAAGGGUCAAAUUAUUGGACUGCAUCAGGCAGAAAAAACAUCUAAGGAGAUUUCUGAAAGCACAAAAUCGGGUUAAGAACCGUCCAACGCAUUAUUAAAAGCUGGAAGGAGAGUGGAGAAUCUUCAUCCUCCAGGAAUAAAUGUGGUCGGAACAAAAUCCUGAAUGAUCGGGACCGAAGAUCCCUGAAACGUUUGGUGAAAUCAAACCGUAAAAAAACAACAGGACAGCUCAGGGAGAUGUUCAAUAGUGAAAUUAAGAGCAUCUCAUCACGGACAAUGAGAAGGGAGCUCAAAGGAUUGGGACUAAACAGCUGUGUAGCUGUAAGAAAACCACAGAUCAGUGAAGCUAAUCAGAAAAAACAGUCCAGACCUCAGCCCCACUCAGAACCUGUGGGAUGUUCUGAUCAGUGAGGAGGAUCAGGACAAAAAGGCUUCAGAUUGAUGGUUCUCUAACUGUUCGUUGUCUCAUCAGUCAUUGUUGACACACACUACCUGUUCAAAGAGAGGUCAGAGCCUUCCAUUAGAUAAUUACUGCAGUGAUGACAUCUUAUUUAACCCUAGCUGAUUCUCAUUUCUUUAACAACCAUGAUGGAAGACAUACCCUUUAGUCAUGGAAAGAUGUUAAUCUGUCUCAGAAGGGUCAAAUUAUUGGCCUGCAUCAAGCAAAGAAAACAACUAAGGAGAUGAAACGACUAAAAUCAGGUUAAGAAUCGUCCAACGCAUUAUUAAAACCUGAAGGACAGUGGAGAACCUUCAUCUUCCAGGAACAAACGCUUAGAUGAUUGUAGGAAACUAACAGUAGAAUGAAGAAUGAGCAAAGAAUGAGGUCAGCUGACUACCUGAAGAUACUGAAGGACCAGGUCUUCUCAUCAGUGGAGUUCUUCGUCCCAGAUGAUGAUGCCAGGAUUCAUGGGCUCACGUUAAGAAUGCGUGGAUCAGGGAGCAUGAGAUGGAUUGUCCUCCACAGAGUUCAGACCUCAGCCCCACUGAGAACCUUUGAGAUGUUCUGGAGAAGACUUUGGUCUGACUCUCGUAUCAUCAAUAGAAGAUCUUGGUGAAAAAUUAAUCCAACUCUGGACAGAAAUAAAUCCUGUUAAAAGCUUAUGGAAAUGAUGCCACCGUGAAUGAGUGCUGUAAUCAAAGCUAAAGGUGGUCCAAAGAAAUAUCAGAGUGACUUUUUAUUUGGCUGGGCAGUGUUUUGUUGCCAUGACAACCUGCAGAAAUAAAGCGAACACUGAUGGCAUCAAUGGAAACACUCUGGAACGGGAGCUCGACUUCGUACCGGAGGACCGACACAGUGCACCGACGCCAACGGUUGGGGUCUCCCUCAGCACACCUGAGCAGACACCAGGUCGGCCUCUGAAGAACCGCCUCCCUCUCUGCUGUGUGUCUUCAAGGUGGAGCAGAUUCAAAUCCUGGAGGAACUGGAGAUCAACCACCAGGUCAAAGAGGAGCAGGAGGAUCGGUGCGUCUGGAUCAGUCCAGAUGUUGAGGCUGAAGUCAAGCAUCUUAAAUCAGAGCUGAGGACCAGACCUGACUGUUUAAACAGCAGUGACGGUUCUUUAGUCUUUGUAGAACUGGAACAGCCUCAGAGGAGAGAAAAGUCUCACCAUGUUUGGGGUAAAAAUUUUAAAAGAGACUCAUUUUUGGUAAAAGCCACAGAGGACAUAGAGCCACGAAGAGUUCGAGCAAAGCUUCCAGUUAAUUCUGCAUGUAAGAAACCUCACAGGUGCCAAAACGUUUCUUCAGAACUCUAGUCGUCCUGCUCACAUGAGAGUCCACGCAGGGGAGAAACUUAUUUUUGUGCAACGUGUGGCAAAAGUUUCACUCCAAACAACCAUUUUAAAUUCUGUAAAAUGUACAGUGAAGGCAGAGUGACGCUGGAAGAGCAAGAGAACUCUGAUCACAAAGAGGAAAAGGCCAUGUUGGACACUCUCUCUUGGUCCCCCAGGGCAGCAGGGGGCGCUGCAGACCUGCCCGUUUUACAAGUUACUACUGGCGCAGUGUGUGCACAGUCUGUGUUGACAACGGCUGCGUGUCUGAUCCAUCCACGAGUGGUUUUCUGCCCCCGGAGGUCCCAGGCUGCAGCUCUCUGGUUCUGGGAGAUGGGGAGGUCUCAGAUGCUCAGGCAGCUCGUCACGGAGCGGCUCUGCUCGGCUGCGGAGGAGAUCUGUAGUCUGCUGGAGCAAACAGCGGAGGAGCACCAGGCUGAGGGGGUCCAGUACAGGACGCAGAUCAUCCAGGAGGUCCAGGAGGUCCAGGAGCUCAGUGUCUCCAAGCCGCGUGUGGUCAUUUUACCACCAGACCCUCAGCUGGUCGUUCAGAAGGUCUUGCCUCUACAGAAGACUGAGCAGACUGAGCUGCAAAAUGAGACUCCUGUUCUUCUUCCCAUCGAAGAGGAACCAAAGACUCAGAAGACUCAGCAGACUCAAACUGCUUCUGAUUUUAAAGUUCCUCCGGAGGUCCCGGGCUGCCGCUCUCCGGGGUUCUGGGAGAUGGGGAGGUCUCAGAUGCUCAGGAAGCUCGUCACGGAGCGGCUCUGCUCGGCUGCAGAGGAGAUCUGUGGUCUGCUGGAGCAAACAGUGGAGGAGCACCAGGCUGAGGGGGUCCAGUACAGGAGACAGAUCAUCCAGCUGAGACAACAGGUCCAGGAGCUCAGUGUCUCCAACCCGCGUGUGGUCAUUUUACCACCAGACGACGUUAAAGUCCCGCUUCGUCGAUCAAAAAGUCAGGAAACUGUCAGGCGUCGACGAACCCAGCAUGGCCGUAAUUCUUGCCGUCUGUGUGGGGAGAAGUUCACCAGCUCCAGUGAUCUGUGCUGCCACAUGCGACUCCUACACAAGGGACAGAAAGCCUUCAAAUGCUCCCACUGCAACAGCCAGUUUUCUCGUUUGGAUUACCUGACCCUGCACUCCAAGAGCCACAAGAGAGGAAAAGAACUCCACAAGUGUUCGUUCUGUGAAAAAUGUUUCAGUCAGAACACUAACCUCACCGUCCACCUGAAGACGCACAAGCAGAGAAAGCCGUUUUUUUGCAGGGUUUGUGACAAAAAGAUUGCUUUUCAACUUCAUUUCAAGAGCUACGGCCACUCCUCCAAGGACAAAAUGUUUUGCUGUUUGCUUUGCGACGAGAAGUUUGACACGAGGCAGGACCUGAGACGCCACAAGGACGUCCACGAGAACGGCGAAUCGUCCGCUGAUGUGUAGCGUUUCACCGUAUCAGCUGCUGUUUGACUGCUGUGGUCCCAUCUGUGUUUGUUAUUCAAUGUUUUAAUCACUGAAUGUGAAGUAAAUCGAGCGUGUUUGUAGGGAUUUUCCUAAUUGUAGCUGUAAUUACUGUAAGAAUGACUGACUGUUGAUGAGGAGAAUUCUAAAUGCUAAAAGUUGUUUUUUUUUACGUUCACUGUGAUCUCAUGUUUCUGAUUGCACCAACUGACCUUUCUCAGCUCACGUUUUGUUUUACUUCAUACAUCUCAGCCGCAAACACAGAUUAACCUGCCAAUGACUGAGCUGUUUGAUAUCCUUUAAAUAAUUAAGAAAGAAGUUUCUCUCUAAGCUUUUUUGCGCUGGUUCUUUAAGUCUCUUCCAGACAUUUUGCAGCUGUGUUCUUUGUUGUUUAUUUGCUUUAGUGUCAAACUCAUCUUAGUUCAGGUUCAGACAAAAAAACAUCAUAUACAAGUUGAAGUUUCUUAAGAAAAAUAAAUUCAGUUUCAGCAACA